CUCGCUGUCGGGCGAUAGUCCCUUGCUGACGUCACACGGUUUGGGCGGCUGGUUGGCGAUGGGUCGGCUGCGCGGCCUGCUGCCUCAGUUGCAGCUGGCGAUGGACUUCAGGGCGGUCGUGGUGUCGGCGGCGCUGCUGGUCGCCGUCUCUGUUCAGGGACUUCAACAACCCAGGGUGUACAAACUGCAUGUGUCGUCCGAGGUCCGCAACCGUUAUGCUAAAACGCUGAUUACCAGCACGAUUGGCAACCCUGCAAAUCAAGCACAAGAAGUAUCUUUCGACGCUGUGCUGCCUGAGAACGCCUUUAUCUCCCGCUUCGUUAUAGAGAUGGACGGCGUGGCGUAUGAGGCGUUCGUGCGAGGCAAAGAGGAGGCCCGCCAGCAGUACCAGGCAGCGGUGGCGGAAGGGCGCGGCGCGGCACACGUCGCUCUCAGUGUACGCGAUUCCGAAGUGGUACACGUGUUGGUGAAUGUUGAGGCGCAGAAAAAAGUAACCUUCAACCUGACAUAUGAAGAGCUGUUGCAGAGAGAAACAGGGGCCUACAACCUCCGCAUCAACAUCAGUCCUCGACAGCUAGUAGAUGACCUGGCGGUUGAGGUGCAUAUAGAGGAGAAAGCGCCUCUGCGUCUGGUGGAGGUGCCCACUCUGCGGCAGAGCAACGAGGUCCUGGAGUCGCUGAACAAUGAUUCGGACCCCCUGGCUCGCAUCGAGCGGCCCACGCCGUCGUCUGCCAUCGUGCGCUGGUCGCCCACCGAGGAGGAGCAGCGGCAGCGGGGCGAGGAGGGCGUCUCCGGCCAGCUGGUGGUGCGCUACGACGUGGACCGCGACGCCUGCCCCAGCCAGAUACUCGUGAGCGAGGACGGCUACUUCGUGCACUUCUACGCGCCUCCCGGCCUGCCGCCGCUGCCCAAACACAUCGUCUUCGUGCUCGACGUCAGCGGCUCCAUGCGCGGCCGCAAGAUCGAGCAGCUCAAGACGGCCAUGCACACCAUCCUGGACGAGCUCAACGCGGGUGACGUCUUCUCCCUGAUCCCAUUUUCUAAUGAAGUCCAGGUAUGGCAUCCAGAUGUGACGCUCACAUUUGAAGCUACGUCCGAGGUGAUUCUGGACCCCGUGUUCAACUCCAGUGCUAUCGUCGAAGCCACGAGUGAGAACAUCGCCAAGGCCAAAAGCUGCAUUAACACCUUUGAAGCGAAUGGGGCCACGUACAUGUUCAACGCAUUGAAGACGGCGCUGCGAGUGUUGGAAGCGAGGUCGACCAGCGGGGGCGGCACCAAGACGUCAGGCCGACUUCGGCACGCGCCCAUGCUGCUGCUGCUGACGGACGGCGUGCCGAAUGGCGGGGUGAGGAUCGGGGACAAUUUCGUGGACCGCAUCACCGAGUGCAACUCGAAGACCAAGGCCGCGAUCUUCACGCUGGCCUUCGGCACCGACGCCGACUACGGCUUCCUGCGCCGCCUCGCAGUGCGCAACAGCGGCGUCGGCCGCAGGAUCUACGAGGCCGCCGACGCCCACCUGCAGCUGCGAAACUUCUACCGCCAGAUCGCCUCGCCGCUGCUCACAGACGUCACGUUCAACUACGACGGCGAGCAGGUGGAUGAGGACGCACUGACGAAGGUGAAGUUCUCGAUGCUGUUCGACGGCGGGGAGUUGGUGGUGGCGGGCCGCCUGCCCCCUGGGGCCAGACGGCUGAUCUGUGUCGUGUUGAGCACGUCCCGUAACACGACGGACCGCGUACCAGAGCCAGCUGCCGUCAACGUGGCGUCAGCAGAGCGGCUGUGGGCCUACCUGACUGUGCGCCAGCUGCUGGACCAGGACGCCGCAACGCCCAACGAGACUCUCCGAGCCAGGGCCAAGGACAUCGCUCUCAGGUACUCCUUCGUGACACCUGUUACGUCACUGUUGGUAGUCAAGCCAAACGCUAUGUCUGCAGUCAACCUCGACGGAUCUGCUGCCCCACGACUAGCAUCACUGCCUCUAGGGUUCCAGCAUAGUGCAAUACGCAGACGUUACAAGAUGUCGUCAUCGAGGCUGAGACCAAGACCCGCACGGCUGCGACCAUCAUCACUGCCUCUAGGGUUCCAGCAUAGUGCAAUACGCAGACGUUACAAGAUGUCGUCAUCGAGGCUGAGACCAAGACCCGCACGGCUGCGACCAUUACGCAGGCGUAGUUCAACCAAGGAAGCCACAACAGUGCACACUCCUCAGGCAGUUGAAGUCACAACAGAGGCACUCCCUACACUGGCUGAUAUAUCGUGGCUGGGCCCAUUGCGGAGCGGAUCUCAGGUCACACUGAAUAUUAACGGCACCGACCAACACUUCCAGCUCGCUCUCAGCCAGACGGAGGGCAGCUUCCAGAACUGCACCACGCCGCCCGCCGGAUCUGGCGUUUGCCGACACCUGGCCGCCUGUAUUCUCCCCGAGUUCAAGGAGAGGCUGGACGUCUUCCUCUCCGGUUACCUGUGCGUCGUAGCAGGAAGUUUCCUCGGCGUAUGUUGUCCUGACACCACUGCAGUUCCAUGACCAGUCUAUGGAAUAGCGGCCUGGCGAAAGAAGACCACCGCUCACAUGGAAGGUGACAGCAAAUCUACAGUAGCUCCGCUGCUGCAGUAAGGAGCGCCAGAGAAAGCUAUACAACUGUCGGAAGCCAGACACACGUAUGACGAUUGUGUCGAGUUCAAACAAUGCAGCAUGAUCCACAACUGUACACUGUACUUGGCAACACUGCGUAAAAAUUAAAUACUCUCAUUGUCACGUGUAGUUCACAAUCGUUUUUACUGAUAAUAAAAUAUUAAUUCUCUCUACA
Schistocerca nitens (vagrant locust) is the source of this 2807-nucleotide messenger RNA. Its product is annotated as inter-alpha-trypsin inhibitor heavy chain H4-like. The record is from RefSeq and is a predicted model, not a curated record. Lineage: Eukaryota; Metazoa; Arthropoda; Insecta; Orthoptera; Acrididae. The coding region runs from base 59 to 2524 and encodes 821 amino acids. The transcript has 18 exons.